GCGGCUGUUGGAAUGCUGCCCGUCCGAAGGCGCCCACCAUCCGCACAAGAGCAAACAAAUUGCUCUGAAGCACAAGAGUGUUUCGAGCUGAAAAGUGAAUUGUGAAUCCUACGCCUAGAUAGCCGCGACCUUCGGAUACCCCAAAGUUCACGAGUGCGGAGAGCUGUUCCAAUAUAGUCUCAAAGAAACCGCAACACAAUGUCCACCUAAUCUGAACGCGAACUUUCGAUCAUCACUCUCGACACGAUGAGUCGAGUCCUUCAGCGGUUGCUGAUUCUCCUGGCAGCCACGGUUCCUUCGUGGGCCUAUCCCUCAGGAGCCCCAGCAGGAACGUGCCUCACGCUUUUUCCGAGACACGACACGGAGCCGCAAUCGACGCCUUCACCUUUCCGCAUCGAAGUCAAUUCGCGGGGAAACGAAAUUCAAAUUGAUCUCGUCGGGAACGAGCCAUUCCGAGGCUUCCUGAUCAAUGCUCGAUUGGCGUCGGAUCCCCAGAGGAUAGUCCCGGGCUUCUUCUCACCUCGUGUUGAUCCAAACGCGCAAACGCUCGACUGCCUGAGCGAGAAAGACUCAGGAAUCACGCAUGUGGAUGCGAACGACAAAUCCGCCAUUCGAGCUCUGUGGACCGCACCAGCAGGCUUUGACGAUAGAGUCAUCUUCGUGGGAGCCGUAGUCAAGUCGUUCGACCAGUUCUGGUCUGAUAUCAGAUCGGGCGAGGUACAGGUCAGAGGAACUGGUGCCGCAUUAGUGAAAGCACAAAUCCCGGAAAGAGUCUACGACAACUGUGGCGUCUCUGAUGGAUGUUUCGGCCUUCCCCUGAACUGCAUCGCUUCAAGGAAAUGUGAACUUCUCCUAGGCUAUCAUGAGGAGCCAGGAUACGGAUAUUUCUUCCAAAUGGUGACAACGGCGGGUACGAAUAAGUACGUCGCCACCGGAAUUUCGCACGACAGUCUCAUGGGCAACGACGCCGUCGUCGAGUGCGUGGACGUCGAUGGCGACCUCGAUAUAAGAGAAUCAUGGAACGUGGCCAAUGGACGAGCCAACGAACCGAUUCCCUCGUCGAACAUCCAAAAAGUGGCUCAGAAUGCGAACGAUGGCGUACACAGCUGCCAGUGGAGACGCCCGUAUUCCACGGUGGUGAGGGGAUCCACCUUCGACCUUCGUGACAGAAAAUAUAUCCUCCUGGCCACAGGGAAUGUUUCCCCUUUGAACGGAAGCAAACGGUACCACGAUCAAGCCGUCUCUUCGGCGAGCGUCGUAGACUUCAGUGCUCUUCGAGUUGAGAAGGGGGACAACUCCCACGUGUGGGUACAGGCACAUGCCACCCUGAUGACCGUAGCGUGGCUCUUCACGGCGUCGCUCGGAAUGAUGUUGGCGAGACAUUUCAAAAAUGUUUGGGAGGAUAAGAUGCCAUGCGGUGUGAAGAUGUGGUUUGCGUGCCACCGAUUGCUGAUGGUCUCGACCCUGGUUCUAUCGAUAGUCGGGGUGGUCAUAAUGUUCUACCGUUUCGGUAUCUUCACGCCUCAGGCCGGCCUCCACCCGAUUUUCGGUAUGGCCUGCGUCACCUUAUGCAUUUGCCAGCCGAUCAUGGCGCUUUUCAGGUGUCAUCCAGGGACCAAGAAGCGCCCAUUAUUCAAUUGGGCUCACUGGUUCGUGGGGAACACCGCACAGAUUUUCGGAGUGAUCGCGAUCUUCCUUGCGGUAGAUCUACCGAAGGCAGGCCUCCAUGAAAUUUACUGGUUCAUCUACCUCAUCAUGGCCUUCGUAGUCUUCAACGUCCUAUCCCAUCUGAUUCUCCAAUGUCAUGGCUUUUCCGUCGACAAAAAAGUUUCCAACACACCGGACAUCCACCUUCAAGCUAUGGGCUCGAACGGUUCCCAGAUGAGUCCUGUGCAAAUGAUCGAGACUAAGGACUCGCCCGGCAGUGAGUUCCGACGCUUCAUGCUCGGACUCUAUAUCGUCGGAUUACUCUUCAUCGUCGGUGCCAUGGUUGCGGUCAUCUGGCUGAGUCGAACCGAGCUUAUCUGAUGAGCUUGCAGAAAACGCUCCGGCCCAAUCAGGUCCCCGGAGCUGAGAUCGCUGAUACACGACUGCUGCUCCUAUCGUGAAGGAUCUGUAAAUAUAAAUCGUAUUUAUUGUGGACCAAUGGAACAGUUGUUCUUAUGACUUUUAUUCGCGUCGGAUUGGUGCCUUCGGAAUGUUUGAGAUUGGAUUCGGUCUUGUCAGACCGGAUCGUGCGAGAUCGCCGAAAGAUGAUGGCUGUUGACUCACAUAUCAUUUUUAUGGAGUCGAUCUGUGUAAAUAAAUCAGGAUGCU
This is a messenger RNA of Galendromus occidentalis (western predatory mite), 2316 nucleotides long. RefSeq names its product putative ferric-chelate reductase 1 homolog. The coding region runs from base 247 to 2028 and encodes 593 amino acids. The transcript is spliced from 12 exons. Lineage: Eukaryota; Metazoa; Arthropoda; Arachnida; Mesostigmata; Phytoseiidae. The record is from RefSeq and is a predicted model, not a curated record. Gene Ontology annotation, cellular component: membrane.